AGAUUAUAUUCUCUAGUCUAGUCAAGUUAGGGAGGAAAGAGUCCAGAUAUUUCACUCAGAUUACAGUCGUUGAGAGAUGAAGUUGGAAAUUUGGAUAUGGUCGCAAAGCAGAGCUUACUCAGAAUCUUCAUUUCUGUCCUCUGCUCUGAGGCGUAACGCAUCGGAAAACCUGAAAAGGAUCUGAGCUUUGCAAAGAUAGUAUGCAGUACGGGUACUUUCCCUCCACCCUGGACCCACACAUUUCACAAUUCCUGCCACUCAUUUUCCUGUUUUGAUUCCUGUCCACUGCCCUACCUUGGCCGCCUCAAAUCUGUUUAAAUUGCCUUAUCCUCUCCCAUUCUUUCUACAUCUCGCUUCUGCUUUCUAACCCUAAACCUUUCACUUUUACUGUGUUUUGGAAAUCCACAACAGAUUAUGUUUGAGAAGCGAGAGGAAUUUCUCUGGCCUCAAGCUGAACUGCGGGAAGAAUCGAGCAGAAAAUGGCCGUGGCUGAAGGCCGUGGUGGGGGUAACCAGUACGCUGCUUAUUUUGUCCGCCUCUGUACUUUUGGCUGGCGUGCAUCCUGCCAAUAUUCGGACCGCAGAGUUUGUGUCAGAGGUGAGCAAGUGGAUGCAGAGCGUCUCCUCUUCAUCCUUUUGCCCUUGCCUCUACGUCAUCCUCAAUAUUCUCAUACUCAUUCUCGGUGUCAAAUCCACUUCUGCCGCCUCCUCACCCCCAACCUCCGCCUCGCCCUCCACAAUCUCAUCACAUUAUUGCCCUUGCCAAUGCUCCCAACUUUACCACAAACCGGAGUCUACAUAUGAGACCCUUACCAGCCCUAGUACUGAAACCCUAAUGGUAAUGAAGUCUGAGUGGAAAGCUGAAGAAACACAAAGCCUGGCUGUAAAUGGAGAGCAAAUGCUUCAAUCUUUGUCAAGCCACAAAGCCAGCGAUAAAGUAAAGGCUGCAGAAACUCACAAGGCGCCUGCUUUGGUUCUGCCGCGAAGUUGCAGUCUGAGAGAAUUGCAUUGCAAAAAGGUGAGCAAGCCGUCCAAUCUUUCGAGAGAAAGCAGUCAUACUCGGCCACUUCAGAUGUACAAAUGUGGCGAUGUGGCGCCUGUGGAAGUUAUAUUUGAGAUUUGUAGCGGGGAAGAGGGAGGCGACGGCCAUGGUGAUAAAGAAAAAGACGGAAAUUUGACUUGUGAGGAAUUGAACGCAAAGGCGGAAUCUUUCAUCGGGAAUUUCUAUCGCGAGCUGAAGAUGCAACGAGAAGACUCGUGGAAGCGUCUCUGCGCAAUCUACAGGAAAAGCUGCUGACUCCAUACCAAAUCACUUCUCCGCAUACUUAUUCCGCCCUGUUGUCUUUGUUGCCAAAUACAAAAACAAGAAAUUUAUUUCUUUAUUUCGUUAUAUGUAAACUGCCUAUCCGAAUUGGGCGGUUCAGGUUCAGAUUAUCGCCAUUGUUAACAUUGCUCAUCCAUGUCUGACAGAGUAGUAUCCCAUGUAAUAGUCAUAAUAUUAUCGUUUCUUACUGUGCAUUAACAGCGCUAGAACAUAUUUUAGGUGCUGUUGUAUUCUGCUGUUACAUUGCUUCCAAACUCGACUGUGAAAACUUGUCAUUUUUCACGCACUGUGGCAAUUUCUGCCACAAAUUCAUAUAUACUAAAAUUCUUAGUAGGAUAAUGGUGAAAAUUGUAUA
Messenger RNA from Cryptomeria japonica (Japanese cedar), 1678 nucleotides. RefSeq lists its product as uncharacterized. The record is from RefSeq and is a predicted model, not a curated record. Bases 415 to 1296 code for a protein of 293 amino acids. Lineage: Eukaryota; Viridiplantae; Streptophyta; Pinopsida; Cupressales; Cupressaceae. The transcript has a single exon.